This is a messenger RNA of Sesamum indicum (sesame), 1427 nucleotides long. The record is from RefSeq and is a predicted model, not a curated record. NCBI's taxonomy places the organism in Eukaryota, Viridiplantae, Streptophyta, Magnoliopsida, Lamiales, Pedaliaceae.
CAGCCACACACACACACGUACACAGUGUGUGUGUGUAUAAUAUAUAUAUAUAUAUAUAUAAAUGAAACACUCAUCUCAUCAUGUCAUGCCUCUGGUCCUUGCCUAUAAAUAUAUAUAUAAUAAUAUAUAAUCACACAGUAAUAUAUAAGUCUCGCCCUCAGAUUUUCUUUGCCACCACCAUUUCCAUACUUCCACUCUCCCUUUUUCAUAUCCCCAAACCCUCUUCCUCCCCUUUCUUUUUCUCUCUCUCUCUCUAUACACACAUAAACCACCAGGGCAGGUAUGAGUGGCGCCGACGAGGAGUGGGUCAAAGCCGCCUUGACGGACGACACCAUGGUCGUGGAGCUCCUGGUGCGUCUCCACGCCGCCGCUCCGCCGCCUCUCAAGCCGGCUGCCUUGCCACUGGCGCCGCUGUCGUGGAGCGGUGCCCCCUCCCUCGGCGGCGGCUCCGGUGGAUCUGGUGGAGCCGCCGGCGGGGGUUCCGAAGAGUCUAGUCGGCCUCCUAUCCAGAAGCUCUCCGACGCAACAAGAUCUAAGGUUAAUGGCGAUAGUGAAAAGACCGCCUCUAAGAGAUCAAGAAAGAAGAAGACCUUAGCAGAACUGAAGGACGAGGAGACUUCACUGCUAAGGGAAAGAAGAGAGUUGAAAAGGGAAAUGGCUGCCUUACGUGUGAAUUUGGAGAAACAAAGGGCUGCAAAUGAAAACUUGAAGAGAAUGAAGAUUGAAUUGCAACCAAUCCCGGAUCGAGAAAUACCAUCCACAACUGAGGCAUCAAUGUCCGAUCAACUUCAACAAAAGACAACACCUUGUCAUCCUAUUCCUCCGAUCUUGCCACCUCUUGUAUCAGAAAAUAACGUCAAACUAGAACCCUCGUCAUCAAAUGGCUGUCCUGAACCGAGCACAGAUGCUGCAUCCGACUCUAAGUUCGUGCUUCCUGAUCUAAACAUUCCAUUCGGUGAGGAUGCUCCCUGUUCUGAUGUAACUUGUGGAGUCAGCUAGAGCUAGACGACCAAGCAUGAACCAGUGAGGCCCUGUUCUCCACCUAAGCCGGAACAAACAUAACAGAUGACACCUAUACGAAAUAAGGCUAACCUUGGUUUAGGAUCAAAUGUACUGUAACUAUAUGACAGAACCAAUUUACCUAACACACAUGGACGGAUAAACAAUGAAGUGUCUUGUAGUAGUGAAGGUACUGCUGGUAGUUAGGGUAUAUUCUUUUUGUUUACUUGAUGAAUGGAAGUGCUGAGAGUUAGUUUAGAUAUUCUAACUCAUCUGAUGCAGCCACAUUCUUUUCUAUUCUUCUCACUGUUAUACUUGUUUCUACAGUCCUGUCUUUGUCCCUUUCGGGAAAUAUCUAGAGAUGCAACAUGUAAACGAUGUUAUUGUAAGAAUUAGAUACACAUAUGGAAUUAAUCACUUUUGUUGUC